UCGCCUCUUUGCUUCGUCGAGCCUCGAUCCAUCGUGGUCGGGUUUCGAGGAGAAAAGGGUGGUGCUGUCGACCGAUGCUUGACUCGAUCUGACGGCGCCUCGACGACCCAGAAACAGUCAGCGGAGACGAGCCCGAGUGGAGGAGAUUCGAGCGCAAUGCACUCUCCUCUCGUCUAA
This is a messenger RNA of Protopolystoma xenopodis, 177 nucleotides long. The record is from the annotation of a GenBank genome assembly. Lineage: Eukaryota; Metazoa; Platyhelminthes; Monogenea; Polystomatidea; Polystomatidae.